UCCCCCGAAAGUCCAAAGAAAUUUCAUCGUCAUCGUCAAUCAACCACCGCUUCAUAUUUCCGAACUCCGCGACCGCACUCAACACAUACCUCAAGCCAGCCGAGACCCGUCGAAUCUCACCAUCAAAAUGGACGCCCUUACCAAGACCGAGGAAGCCCAGCUCCAGCAGAGACUGCAGAAGCGUCAAGUUAAGGAGUUUAUGAACCUCUUUGGCAACCUCGUCGACCACUGCUUCACCUCGUGCGUUGACGACUUCACCUCAAAGUCCCUCUCCUCCCGCGAGACGGGCUGCAUCACUCGCUGCAUCCAGAAGCAGAUGUUCUCCCAGCAGCGCCUGAGCGAGCGCUUCCAGGAACACAACGCCCAGAUGACCGCUCAGAUGCAGCAGUAAAUGCUUUUCACCAUCGGAUGGAGAAAUGCAGCAGCAAUGAGAAAGAGAACAAAAACGACGAGACAUGUUGUAACAAAAGGGUGGGCACACGGGCGCAGGUUCCAAAGCAGAGAAGAACGCUCCGGAGGAUGCGCGCGCAGAAAUGUAAUACUAUUCCCAGCAUGACAGAACAUGCCGGGGGGCCUGGGAUGCGAGAUCUCAACCCAAGAUUCUCAUCAACCAGGCGACGAGGGCCGGACGAUGUGGCUUAUUCCGAUAUCGCAACUAUGAUGGAGGCCUUUUCUGUAUACUACCAUCUUUUUUUUCCCGAGGGGACGGCGGAUAGAAGUGACAUGCCAUUCAUGGGUGUCCA
Molecule: messenger RNA, 743 nt
Organism: Colletotrichum destructivum
Lineage: Eukaryota; Fungi; Ascomycota; Sordariomycetes; Glomerellales; Glomerellaceae
Product: Putative Tim10-like domain superfamily protein
Exons: 3
Coding region: 128-391 (87 amino acids)
Source: RefSeq, a predicted model, not a curated record